This is a messenger RNA of Pantherophis guttatus, 4376 nucleotides long. The record is from RefSeq and is a predicted model, not a curated record. NCBI's taxonomy places the organism in Eukaryota, Metazoa, Chordata, Lepidosauria, Squamata, Colubridae.
CAAAUAUUCUCUUGUAGCGGUAAAGCUAUUUGGCUCCUCCUACCGCGUCCGAGGCCCGGUUAAGGCAUUCCUUCGGACGUACUAGUUUAGUUCAGAUGCUUAAAAUUAUUUUAAAUAGUAUAUGAACUGAGGAAGAUAUUUUUUUAAAAAAAAACAAAUAAAACCGAGGAAGCUAUUAUCAGCGCCUGGGAUUUUUUUUUCCUCCCACUUUUCCUACCGAAUUUUUGAAUUGAGAAGCGUCGGGCAGUCCUUUAGGCAACUAUGGAACAGUCGCCAGUAAAGGGGCUUAGCGGGCUCCAGGCGCAUGCGUAGUGACCGAACGGCCGGGAACGCGGCGCUUCGGAAGGCAGGAGCUCGCUCCAGCCGCGAGGCCGGCGGCUGUUCGCCCGCCCCCCUCCAGAUAUCCAUUCCGGAGCAGGUUUUCGUGAGGAAAGGACCCGCGGUGGGAGAAUUUUUGCAAUCGGAGGACCUCCUUUGCCCGGAGUGAAGCGGAAGCGCCGCCAUUUUAAGAACGUCCGGAGAAUCGCUUCGACGCAAGCGUUAGGUCAGAGAGGAUUUUACACCAUCUUUUAAAUUGCUGCUUGUACAGUCAUUUGCUGGAGAAAAAAUCUGUAGUUAACCAUGGCGGAGCUGGAGAACCUUGAGGUGAUGAUAAAAACCUUGGAUUCUCAGACAAGAACAUUCACAGUAGAAGGAGAGAUCACCGUGAAAGAGUUCAAGGAGCACAUAGCGGGCUCAGUCAACAUUCCCUCCGAAAAACAGCGCCUCAUCUAUCAAGGGAGAGUCCUACAAGAUGACAAGAAGUUGAAAGAAUACAAUGUUGGAGGCAAAGUCAUCCACUUGGUGGAACGCGCCCCUCCCCAGACCCAGUCGCCCUCGGGAGGGCCUUCAGGAGCAGGCUUGUCCACCGCCCCUCACAACAACACGGGACCCCGGGGGUCAGGUUCCACUGUCCAUGACCGCAACGCCAACAGUUACGUUAUGGUGGGAACCUUCAACUUACCAAACGAUGGAUCGUCUGUGGACGUUCAUAUAAAUAUGGACCAGGCUCCUAUUCAGAGUGAACCUCGUGUCCGUCUCGUUAUGGCCCAGCACAUAUUACGGGACAUUCAAGGUAUCCUGAACCGACUAGAGGGUAACACCAGUGACCAUGCUGCUGUGGGAUCCGAGGAUACGCCGUCUGCUAGCCCGACCGAAAGGGAGCCGAUGACAGGCACCGAAUCGGAGCCUCCCCAGGAGCCCACGCCAGCCGAGGAAACGCCGCCCUCUGGGAGCGAGCCGCCCCCUGGGGCUGAAGCAGCUGCCCCCAACCACCCGUCACCUGGAGAGUAUGUGGAGGUUCUGGGCGAGCUUCGUGGGUUGGAAAGCAGACUCCAGCCUUUCCUGCAGAGAUACGAGGAGGUCCUGGGAACUGCUGGCACUGCCGACUACAACAACAACACGGAAGGCCGCGAAGAAGACCAACGCAUAAUCAACCUGGUGGGGGAGUCGCUGCGCCUUCUGGGGAACACCUUUGUAGCCCUCUCGGACUUGCGCUGCAAUCUCUCCUGCAGCGCCCCCCGCCAUCUCCACGUGGUGCGACCGAUGUCCCAUUACACAGCUCCCAUGGUCCUGCAGCAAGCUGCCAUCCCCAUCCAGAUUAACGUUGGCACCACCGUCACCAUGACGGGCAACGGUGGCCGCCCCGUCCAGACCAACUUGGAAGGCUCUGCUGCUGCUGCUGCUGCUGCUGCUGCUGGUGCUCAGGCCGCUCCCACAUCCCAGCCUCGCACUUCCAGCCCCGUGGAGUCAACUCAGCCGUCCGAUGGCUCGCCUCCUUCCCUCUCCCCGGGGGUCACCGCUAUGCCGCCGCAGGCCUCUCAACCAGGGCACCCCCGUGUCAUCCGCAUUUCACAUCAGACGGUCGAGCCUGUGGUUAUGAUGCACAUGAAUAUACAGGACUCCAGCUCCCAGUUGGGCAGCGGCAGUUCCGGCGGAGUGCCGUCGAUGGGACCAGCUGGUUCAACGGGACACUCCCAAGGGAUGGGUAGCGGUCCCCACAUGCCCCUACCCAGCCUCCCACCGGAGUUCAUGCAGGCCGUUGCCCACCAGAUAACGCAACAAGCCAUGGCAGCGGCGGCCUCAGCAGCCACAGGCCAGCAGGUCCCCAGUUUCCCAUCGGCUCCGACACGCGUAGUGAUUGCCAGGCCUUCUGCUCCUUCUGUGCGGCCCACCCACGCGGGGCCUCCCCAGGCCGUAGGACAAGGGGGCCCAGGCAUGGGUGGCAAUGCUUCCUUAGCCCAGAUGAUCAGCGGAUUGGUGGGACAGCUUCUCAUGCAGCCUGUGAUAGUGGCUCAGGGCAGCGGGGCUUCCUCGUCGACUUCUUCUUCCGUCAGCAGCCAAGCUACUUUCAGCACCAGCACCUCUGCCUCCCCUCCCACAGCCUCAGCCAGCGCUGGCACCACCAACACGGCCACGACGGCUGCAGGGGGCAGUUCAGCUGGGGCCCCGGGAGGUCCCAUCCCUUCGGGCCAGACUCCUGCAGCAGCCGCCACCGAACUCCAGUUCUCUCAACUGCUGGGGAACAUCCUGGGGGCGGCAGGCUCCAGCAUGGCGGGGGUGGCAGGGGUGGGGUCUCCCACCAUCACGGUGGCUAUGCCCGGCGUGCCUGCUUUUCUGCAAGGCAUGACAGACUUCCUUCAGGCCCCCCCAAACCCUCCUGAGCAGAUGGCGCCUCCUCCGCAACCAGCUGCUUCUCCUUCGCCCCCUCCUCCCUCGGCCCCCCAAAGUGGACCGGAGGGAUUCUCGGCCGGCCUGGGCAGCGGUGGCCAUGGCGUCCGUGGGGGCGCCUCAGCAGAUGCUUUGCCUCCCGAGUUCUUCACCAGCGUGGUCCAGGGGGUGCUGUCGUCCAUGAUGGGCUCCCUCAGCGCCCAGCAAGGCAGCACGGAGAGUAUCGCCGACUUCAUCCAGCGCCUCAGCGGCACCAGCAACAUCUUUGAGCCGGGCACAGAAGGCGCUCUGGGCUUCUUUGGAGACCUCCUGUCUUUGAUCUGCCAGAACUUCUCCAUGGUGGAUAUGGUGAUGCUGCUUCACGGCCAGUUCCAACCUCUGCAACGGAUUCAGCCCCAGCUCAGCCGCUUCUUCCGGGAAGAGUACCUGCACGGCCAGGAGCCCACCGACCGCAACGUCCGGAUGGCCACCUACAGUUUGAUUAACGGUUUGGAGGAAUACGUCCGGGAGAGUUUUGCCUCGGUCCAAGUCCAAGAUGGAGUUGACAUUACCCGCACCAAUUUGGAGUUCCUGCAGGAGCAGUUCAACCGAAUUGCCACGCAUAUCUUGCACUGCACCGAUCACACCUUUGGCUACCGACUGCUUGAGCUGUGUAACCAGGGCCUCUUUGAGUGUUUGGCGCUGAACCUUUACUGCUUGCGAGGGGAACAGACGGCCCUCACCACAGUCAUCAAUGACCGCAUUAGGCGGAUGUCGGCAGACAUGAACCCGUCCUUGGUGAGCUGGCUCACCACCAUGAUGAGCAUGCGCCUGCAAGUCAUCCUGGAGCACAUGCCAGUCACAGAGGAACAGAUCUUGCAAUAUGUCCGCAGAGUGGGCGACCUCCCACAGCCUGCUCCCGAAGAGCCCAUGGACGUCCAGAUUGCAGAACAGGCUCCAGAGACCAUACAGCGAGAGACUGCGGCCUCCCCGGCCCCAGCCACGACAGCAGAGGAAGCCAUGCCCCAGCAGCGAGGGGAGCCGGAACGUGAGGAAUUGCAGCAGGGGGAGCCCCCCGCCCCCGAUGUGGAGCCCUGGGCCGCUGCUGUGCCCCCCGAGUGGGUGCCCAUCAUCCGGGAGGACAUCCAGAGCCAGCGCAAGCUCAAGCAACAGCCGCCCCUCAGUGAUGCUUACCUGAGCGGUAUGCCAGCUAAGCGGCGCAAGACAAUGCAGGGUGAUGGCCCCCCAUUGCUCCUGUCAGAGGCUGUCAACAAAGCCGCGAGAGUGGUCGGAGUAAAACCUUUGACGAGCGCCGAAAGCCUGAACCGAGACCUUGCUGAUCCGGCCUUGCAAGAUGGAUACCAGCAGCAGUUGAAAUCCGAUCUGCAGGAGAGACUUCAGUCCGAUCCCAGCUUCACUCCUCAGCGCUUUCCCAGUGCCCAGCAGGCCUUUGUGGCUGAAGACUCCUAAGAGAGGCUGGCCGGAAGCGCCUGAGGCCGAGGCCUGUUCAUCAAAGCUGGCCUCGCUGUCCACAUGCGCGUGAUGCAGACACCCCACUCCUUUCUCAGGCCAAAUAUUUAAAUUCCAUUUAUUUUCCCCCAUGGUUGCAGUGACUUUUCUCCCCCCCCCUCCCCGUGGAGUGUCCAAGCUGCUGCCAAAAUCAAUAAAGGAAAACCACAUGUCCAGGA